Molecule: messenger RNA, 2412 nt
Organism: Exophiala aquamarina CBS 119918
Lineage: Eukaryota; Fungi; Ascomycota; Eurotiomycetes; Chaetothyriales; Herpotrichiellaceae
Exons: 4
Coding region: 1-2412 (803 amino acids)
Source: RefSeq, a predicted model, not a curated record
AUGAGUCCUCACACAAUCACUCCACAUCGACUGAGUCUGCCGGACACUCACCAUCCUGUUCCCAUUGCACCAGCAAUUUAUACCCACGAGAUGGAUUCGAAUAUGCUCCGGAAUGGGUUCACCCAGACCCCGCCUGAUAUGGCCAUUCCGAUCACACCCAUGAUCCCUCACAUGUCGCAGAUGGACAAUUUCAUCCACAUGCAUGCCACCCCCUAUGAUCACGACCACGACCCUCACUUCCUCGCCCUUAGUAGCGCUCAAACCAGCAUGAUGGAUUUUGACACCGCUAAUUUCAUGAUCGAUUUCAUAAGUCCUUCAGCCGGCCCAAUGCAUGGCCCCAAUGAGCAGUUCCUGAUGAGUGGCAAGCUUGGAAUGCAGACACCAGGCCAAAUUCCUCCGACAAUGUCACUCCAGGACGACUCCAAUCCUUUUGGCCUGCGUCUUGAUUUGGGGAGUCCGAGACACACAAACUAUCGGGUUCCUGCGGGCUUGUCACCCUCGAGCUCCUCCACCGCCAGUGGUGGUCUCCAAGAGCCUGAUGCUGUACUCGCUGCCCAGCAAUCUUGGCCUUUCUUUCAGUGCAACCGUAUCGACAAGUAUUCUUUCGCUCCACCAAGGACGGCUGCAAUAUACCUGGAAGGUUUGGCUCAAACCUUGAGAAACCAAGCUACGUGGACUGCUUGGACCGCACAGCUCGACGAGACCUCACUCGACAUCUCGACUGAGAGAAAGAUUGCCACCGAGCAAUUUCUGGGGUGGUCGCGAGAGAAGCUGUUAGCCAUCACUCAAGGUUUCCUCCACAAAGCAUUGGAUAUUCAUAAAGCCGAUCAUGCCAGGGAAGACACGCCCUCGAGUCCCGAUUCUAGCAGAGAUGCGUUCCUCAUGUUACCGCCUCCAGAUGUUAUGCAGUACUUCCUCCGAAGCUAUGUCGUCCGUUAUGAGCCUUAUUACUCCUCUAUCCCGGCUGGGCGCCUGGACCCUAAUACUCUGAUGCAAUCUCACAACAGCAAGGCUGCAAGUUUGUUGAUUCUUCUCAUGGUAGCUUCGGGUGCCUCGGCCACCGCCACCGUCGAGGGCAGGUAUAUCACAAGUGGCCUCACGGAAGCUUGCCGGAUCUCGCUAUUCGAUACCAUUGAGAAGGAUGUACUCCAAUCUCGAGAAGUCAUAGUUCUCAGAUCGGCACUACUGUUCACUUGUCUCGCGGCGUGGUCAGGUGACAAAUGGCAUAUGGAUAUGGCCAUGGGCCAGCGCGGCAUGUACCUAGCUAUGCUUGCGCACUCAGGUAUGCUUGAUUCCACUGAGUCGAGCAUUGACAUCGAAACGUGCAAACAAGAGCCAGAAAAGGCAUGGGAAGACUGGAAGGGGCGCGAAGGCAAACACCGGCUGGCUCACUCUUGGGUGAUUGUUGAUCAAGAGAUGAGUCUGUUCUCAGACACAACACCCUUAAUGUCUGUAGUUAAUCUGUGCGCUCCCAUGCCUGACUCGGAUGACCUCUGGCAUGCAGAGAAUGCUGGCCAGUGGCUUGAGCUUUUUCAACAAGCGCACGGUUCCACGUAUCAAAGGCAGUGCUCUGUGCGUGACUUCUUUACCAGUUUCAUGGAAGGGGACUUGGCGGGGAAGGAGCUGUCACCCACACAACUUCGCCUGCUGUUACACCCCCUCCAGGGCCAAGUGUGUCAGCUUCGGCAGUUAAUCUCAUGCUUACCUGAUGGCGGUAACCAUUCAAAUGCGUCGCAAGCUGUCUCCAAGUCAGCAACCAAGGCGCGCUUAGACGAACUUUCAUCACUCCUCCGUCAAUGGUAUGCAAUCAGCAAGCAGAGUUUUGCCGGAAAUACAGGAACCUGCUGGACGACCUGUGCCAACCUUAUCAUGUAUCACCUAAUCUCCCUUAAUACCAUCACCAGUUUCAAGGACAUUGAACAGUUUGCGCGACGUGAGGUUGCGUUGGGUCCCUUCCGGUUUGCGUCUUGGCUGCAGAUGCGCUGCAUCGACCGAUCCGAGGAAGCUUUCUUCCACUGUGGUCAGAUCCUUCGCCUGAUCAGGUCAAUGCCGCGCCCAGUGCGACCACCAUGGUGGGCUGGAGCUGUCUACCGUGUCGCCCUAACCGGGUGGGCUACGAGUAUGGCAGGUGGAAGUGGGCGAUUCUCACCCACUCAAGGCCAACCUGAACCGGAUAGACCAUUUGCUAUCGACGGCAUGACACCUGAGGCAGAGGCCAUUGGUCGAUACAUGAAAUACCAGGAGGGUACACCGAUGUUGCAAAGAGCUGAUGGUACUUUGGCUUCUGUCGAAGUGCCCAGCAAUAUCCUGCAACACUGCAUCGAGCUUCUGGAAGACGAUUCAUCGAUGCGACUGGCCGAUGGAGUCAAACGAAAGCUCCGAAUCUUCAUGUCGAAUUGGAGCGACAAUUGA